Molecule: messenger RNA, 1818 nt
Organism: Prosopis cineraria
Lineage: Eukaryota; Viridiplantae; Streptophyta; Magnoliopsida; Fabales; Fabaceae
Product: nudix hydrolase 15, mitochondrial-like
Exons: 4
Coding region: 724-1521 (265 amino acids)
Biological process (GO): coenzyme A catabolic process
Molecular function (GO): acetyl-CoA hydrolase activity; coenzyme A diphosphatase activity
Source: RefSeq, a predicted model, not a curated record
AGAGAGAGAGAGAGAGAGAGAGAGAGAGAGAGAGAGAGAGAGACAAAGAAAGAAACUUGAGCGGCUAAUAUUGAGGUUUCUCUCACCGUGGCCUCCAUGCCAUUCGUGGAACUUUUCAACUUCAAGUUAUUAUUAUAUGUUACAAAAGCCAAUUGAACCCCGAAGCCAACCAGUCAAAGAAUCUACCAAUCCAUUUUCGAAUUAAUUUCUGUUUUCCGGUGAAGUUACGGGACAUAAUUGAUUCUGACGGUACUUAUCAACGAGAAGGCUAUCAAAUACCUUAUAAGAGUGCAAAUGCUGAAAUUUUAGCCAUCAAAGUAGUGCUGGAGUUUGCCCCCAACUGAACUAUAACAGGAUCAGAAUAUAUUCAGACUCCAUACAAGCCGUCCAUACUUUCAAUUGUGAUCAGGCCUUCGAUCACCCAUUGCGAGAUGACAUAGCGUUUAUUAGAAACUUCCUCUUCCUGAAUGAGGGGGUGACACUGCAACAUUCUCACACACAGAUUAUUCGAUGCGCAGAUUACAUGGCCAAAAUGGGUCAAGCAGGUCGACUUGAGGCGACUUUGCUACCCUGGGUUCCUAACGAGUGCCUUGAUGUGUACUUGACCCCCGCUUUAUUUUGUCAGACUUCUUCCAAGCUUAACUUGCCUCUUGUUAUUUCAAAAAAAAACAAAAACGAUAAGGCUAUCGACGACAAUGUUGCUUCCCGGAGCUCUCCAAGUUCAUGGACUCGUCUUCCAAACUCAAUAGUAAUAAUUAUGUAGGAUCGCAGAGACUCCUCCCCUUAGCUCAGCAGCUUCGCCUUUACAAACCCCCAUCAUUUCACGGCGACAUGGAUGAGCAAACAAUGGAAGAAAAUGAGGCAAAGGUCGUUUUGCAGGUCGGGUUUCCAGAGUCCACCACUCCAACUGCUCAAAACCAGGAAAAAUUUAGACCUAAACGAGCUGCCGUUUUGAUCUGCAUUUUCGAAGGGGAUGCUGGGGAUCUAAGGGUGAUUCUAACUAAGCGAUCAUCCAAGCUAUCUACUCACCCGGGUGAAGUGGGCUUGCCUGGUGGGAAAGCGGAUGAAGGGGAUGAGGAUGAUGAAGAUACUGCAAAAAGAGAAGCGAAGGAGGAAAUUGGUUUGGACCCUGAACUUGUCAGUGUCGUUACUUUUCUUGAACCAUUCUUAUCCAAGCACCUAUUGAGAGUGGUUCCUGUCAUUGGCAUACUUCAUGACAAGAGAGCAUUCAAACCUAUUCUGAAUCCUGCUGAAGUGGAAUCGGUAUUUGAUGCACCUUUAGAGAUGUUUCUCAAGGAUGAAAAUCGUUGUCAGGAGGAGAGGGAGUGGAUGGGAGAGAAGUAUCUGAUACACUUCUUUGACUACGAAACCAAUCAUAAAAAGUAUAUCAUAACGGGUCUAACUGCCGGGGUCUUGAUUAGGGCUGCAUCAGUGGUGUGCCAGAGGCCCCCCGCUUUCGUGGAGCAAAAUCCCAGGUUCAAGAUUCCCCAGAAAGUAAGCAAGGUUUCUGUAAUGCGUUGAGUUGGAGAUAAUUAUACUGUUUGAUCCUUCAACUUAUUCUUAAAGUGCACUAAGCACUCUAGAUAAUCUUACUUCCAUUGUAUGUAUUGAAAGAAAGGAAAAGGAGUGGGGUUCCAUUGCUGCUUACAGAAUGUAGGCCCAAAAGUUGGCGGGUUGUUGAAUUGCCUCAGAAAUAGUUCUAGGAACACAUGAGGACUACUUGCUUGCCUUCCCUCACUUGCUUGCCCUUUUUUAAAAUUUGAAAUUCUUGUAAGGUUGCUGCAUGGAUAUAAUUAGUACUGCAAUGUACUUCACUGA